Messenger RNA from Thamnophis sirtalis, 312 nucleotides. NCBI's taxonomy places the organism in Eukaryota, Metazoa, Chordata, Lepidosauria, Squamata, Natricidae. The record is from RefSeq and is a predicted model, not a curated record.
AUGGACAAUGUUGACCAAGUGGAAGAAAAUUACCCAAGCAUUUUGAAGCAAGACGCAGAGCCUGGGGAUUGCAUCAAAGAGAAAGGUAAGGUAGAACUAAAUGCCAUCAGCUUGGGACAGGAUGAGACUGAGCUAAUCCUUCACUUCAACCUUUGCUUUGAAUUUCCCUUUCUGUCGGGGGAAGACAUCAAACUCUUUGUCUGCUUUGAUGCCAAAGAGGUGACAGUGAAAAUACCCAGGAGUCACAAAUUCAAGUUUCCAAAUAGGAUGGAAGUGGUAUUCUUUUCUAUUGUUGGUGAACUUGAGAAUUAA